CAAAAAAAAAAAAUAUUGGUUUAACCGACUCAAUGGCAGAAACCCCAAACCCCAAUCGAUACAGAAUGCAUUAGCAGAGGCGACUGCAGAAGGGAGAACUCGGCCUUCGGUUCGGUUGAUCUCCGCCUUUUGGCUCGUGAUUUGAAUAGUGCAUCAAGUAGUGCAGACGGUAUGGCAGGAAACAUUGGCCCAGGUACAUCUGAGAAGAAAUCAAGUGAAUCACUGACUGAUAUACCAAUCUUCAGUGCUGAGAAUACGCAGAGUAAUCUGAAAGUUAUAUAUUACAGCCGGACAUUCAUGUCCAUCAUUGGUGGGGUUGUUUCUGGGAUUUUGGGAUUCACAGGCUUCUAUGGAUUUGUUUUGUAUUUCCUCAUCAUGGCAAUCACUUCGGCUGGACUCGUAGCCAAGGCAAAGUUUUCUGUUCAUUCGUACUUUGAUAGCUGGAACCGGAUUAUGCUGGAUGGGAUUACGGGUGGCCUUAUGUAUUGACCUUACAACUUCUAUCUCUCUAUGCAGUCGUUCGUGCUGUUCUGGACAUUUGCAUAUGAUAUCGUGCACAUAUUCUGAGCAAGGCUAUGCAUCAUCUUCGAUCGAAGGCAAGCCAUGGUGCCAUUGCUCGAGGCAUUGAUGCAGUUUCUUGGACGUUAAAAUAGCUUCUACAAUGGUGUUCAUUUACAACAAUGAUGGUCAAAUUCAACUGCCUUAUUUAUCUGUUCGUUCUGAGAAGAGGAUUUUGGUUCGGGUAAUAGUUGCUUUGCAGUUUUUGCGAUGGCAACUGUGGUUCUUUCUUUAUUACUUUAAUACCUGCUGCUGCUGCUUUCUUUGGGUGA
Tripterygium wilfordii is the source of this 830-nucleotide messenger RNA. RefSeq names its product ER membrane protein complex subunit 6-like. The record is from RefSeq and is a predicted model, not a curated record. Gene Ontology annotation, cellular component: endoplasmic reticulum; EMC complex; membrane. Bases 172 to 489 code for a protein of 105 amino acids. The transcript has 5 exons. Gene Ontology annotation, biological process: protein folding in endoplasmic reticulum; autophagosome assembly. Lineage: Eukaryota; Viridiplantae; Streptophyta; Magnoliopsida; Celastrales; Celastraceae.